AAGUCCCAAGCCUCUCUCUUUAAAUUCUCCCCCCCAACUCUUCUCCCUUGGCUAUUAUUCCACAUCUCAACUUUUGCUUUUACUUGAAAAAACAGCAAGUAUUAGAAAAACAUUCUCUCUGUUUCUUCCUUUCUACUUCUAGAAGCAAAGAAACAUGAGACGGCCAUCCAUGUCCUUUGUCAAGCCCAAAAGUAUUCUCUCGACGAUUUUGUUAGUAUGCUGCAUGGCUAUCAGACUUUGCCUCUGUUCCUCUAGUGUUGUGUCCUCAUUGAAAGCACUCCAUGUUCAGGGGCAAUUUAGUUUUGAUGGAAAUGAAUUUGCUGCAACAGAUUUCGGGAACCAGUUUCAUUUCCUACCUUCGGCAGUUCUACAUCCAAAAAAAGUAUCUGACAUUGCCGCAACUAUAAAGCAUGUGUGGCAAAUGGGUCCUGCUUCAGGGCUAACUGUUGCAGCGAGAGGCCAUGGGCACUCGCUCCAAGGACAAGCACAAGCACCACAAGGAAUUGUAAUCAACAUGGAAUCACUCAGCGGCCAAGAAAUGCAGGUCCACAGGGGGAAAUUCCCUUAUGUGGAUGUCCCAGCUGGAGAGCUGUGGAUCAAUAUCUUGCAUGAGUGCUUGAAAUAUGGUUUGGCGCCCAAAUCUUGGACAGAUUACUUACACCUAACUGUUGGUGGUACUUUGUCCAAUGCUGGAAUUAGCGGGCAGGCAUUCCGACAUGGCCCCCAAAUCAGUAAUGUCCACCAGCUUGAAGUUGUCACAGGAAAAGGAGAAGUGGUAGUAUGUUCAGAGGAGAAGAAUGCUGACCUCUUUCACGCUGUCCUGGGUGGACUUGGCCAGUUUGGUAUAAUAACUCGAGCAAGAAUCUCUUUAGAACCAGCACCAAAGAUGGUAAAGUGGAUCAGAGUGCUUUAUUCAGAUUUCUCCACUUUUGCGAGAGACCAAGAGCAUUUAAUAUCUGCAGAGAACACCUUUGAUUACAUAGAAGGUCUGGUGAUAGUAAACAAGACAGGUCUCAUCAACAACUGGAGAGCAUCCUUCAACCCAGAAGACCCAGAGCAAGCCAGUCAAUUUGUAUCAGAUGGAAGGACACUAUUUUGCCUGGAGUUGACAAAAAAUUUUAACCCCGAUGAGGCUACUAAAAUAAAUAAGGAAAUUAAGUCCUUAUUAUCUCAAUUAAGCUACAUCCCCUCAACACUCUUUGUUACAGAAGUUUCAUACGUGGAAUUCUUGGACAGGGUCCAUGCUGCAGAACUAAAACUACGGUCAAAAGGACUUUGGGAACUUCCACACCCAUGGCUCAAUCUACUUGUUCCAAGAAGCAAAAUACACAGCUUUGCUGAAGGUGUUUUUGGCAGCAUUCUAACAGACACAAAUAAUGGCCCGGUACUUGUCUACCCAGUGAAUAAAUCAAAUAAUUUUCAUAAUAUUUUCAGGUGGGAUAACAGAACUUCAUUUGUAACACCAGAGGAAGACAUUUUCUACCUGGUGGCAUUUCUUCCACAUGCAGUUCCCUCGUCCACGGAAAACAAUGGCUUACAACAUUUACUAAGUAUAAAUAAAAGAAUUUUAAAUUUUUGUGAGGCGGCCCACUUAGGAGUAAAGCAAUAUCUGCCGUAUUAUACCACACAGGAAGAGUGGCGAUCUCACUAUGGUCCACGGUGGGAAGUCCUCGUACAGAGGAAAUCAGCUUAUGACCCUCUAGCAAUACUUGCUCCAGGGCAGAGGAUUUUCCAAAAGGCUAUAUCCGUUUUAUGACAGACAACUUUGGUAUAAAAGGGGAACGACAAUUGAAUCUCAAGGCAGCUCAAAGGCUAAGAGGAACUGUCAGCAACAUAUUGUGCAGGCCUAAGGGUUAUCUAAUUUAGGAUACAAGCUGAGUUGGAAUUAUUGUAUAUUGAUAUAAUAUUAGAGGUUCAAUAUUUUUUUGCACCUUCUCAAACUGUAAGUAUGAAGAGGAGGCUCAGCUACAGGGUAAAAUUCUAUUGAACACAAAAAUAUAUUAAUUAGUAAUGCACAUUUACAUUAAACAUUA
This is a messenger RNA of Sesamum indicum (sesame), 2033 nucleotides long. Its product is annotated as cytokinin dehydrogenase 6. Gene Ontology annotation, molecular function: cytokinin dehydrogenase activity; FAD binding. Gene Ontology annotation, biological process: cytokinin metabolic process. The record is from RefSeq and is a predicted model, not a curated record. Lineage: Eukaryota; Viridiplantae; Streptophyta; Magnoliopsida; Lamiales; Pedaliaceae.